GAAAAACUAGAGAGAGGUAUAUCUGAGAUUAUAGAGAGAGAAAGCCCUCUGUUUAUAGAGAGAGAUAGAGAGAGAGAGAGAGAGAGAGGUUAGCCCUUGAAGGCAUGUUUUGUCGGCCAUUACUGUUUCAAUGAAGAGUUCUCUCUCAUCUCCUCUUCCAUUCGCCUAAAGAUCACAAAAACUUAAAUCCCCCAAAAAAACCCAAAACCCAAGAUUUAUCUGUGUGCUCUCUUGCUUCUCCAAUCAAACUUUCUCCAAUAAAAUAAUACCAAAAAAAUCUCUGAUUCAUUGCAUUUGAUUUCCUUCUUUUUGGCUUUUUCCCUUGAAAAAGUUUUUGAUGUUUGUUUUUUUCUUCACAAAAUCUUGGAUUUAGAUUGGAAGAUCCCACUAUCAUUGUCAACAGUUAAACUAUAGUUCUUGUUUUUGUAUUCAUGUUCUCCCAUUGAUGAAUCACAUGGUUUUUGCUAUGUCAUCAUCUCAAGGAAUCACUUGAAAUAACUGACUCUGCUGUUUGUUGGUGUCUUUUCUGUGAGGAGUGACAUUCUCAGAGGAUUGGAAUUCUGAGUUCAUUUGGUUGUUUGACACUCUAAUCCAAGUUGCUUAGUUUACGCGUAGUCGUCAAAUUCUCAAAUUGUGCUGUAAAUUUGAUACAAUGGAGGGUAUUAUAAUGUCUGAUUCAAGGAGAUGUUUGGUCUCAAGUUUAACCGGAUUUUUGGUUGUCACUGCUCUAUUGGUUUGUACCUCAGAAGGGUUGAAUUCAGAGGGGCUGUACCUUCUGGAGUUCAAGAAAAGCAUCCGAGAUGAAUUUAAUCAUCUAGGAAAUUGGAAUUCCGGUGACCGAACACCAUGUGGUUGGAAGGGUGUGAAUUGCACAUCGGAUUACAAUAAUCACAAUCCAACAGUGGUGUCUGUUGAUUUGAAUUCGAUGAACCUUUCUGGAAUCCUGAGCCCUAGUAUUUGUAGUUUGGUCAAUCUUGCUACUCUUGACGUUUCUUACAAUGGGUUCACUGGAAAUAUUCCCAAGGAGAUUGGAAAUUGCUCAAGAUUGGAAAGUCUUAAUUUGAACAAUAAUCAGUUUGAUGGAGAAAUUCCCUCUGAGUUGUGUAAUUUGUCUCGUUUAAUAAACCUGAAUUUGUGCAAUAACAACAUCUCUGGUCCUAUUCCGGAGGAGCUUGGAAAUCUUUCCUCUCUGGUUCAGUUUGUGGCAUACACUAACAAGAUCACCGGUCCACUGCCUUAUUCUAUUGGGAAUCUGAAGAACUUGACGACAUUUCGAGCUGGGCAAAAUGGGAUUUCUGGGAGCAUACCGUCAGAGAUUGUUGGUUGUGAGAAUUUGGGAUAUCUUGGUCUUGCUCAAAAUUAUUUAGGAGGGAAUAUACCAAAAGAGAUUGGGAUGCUUGGGAACUUGAAAGAAUUGAUUCUUUGGGAUAAUCAGUUGUCUGGUUUCAUACCGAAGGAGCUUGGAAAUUGUACGAAUCUUGAGACUCUUGCUUUGUACCAGAACAACCUCAUUGGUGAAAUUCCUGCUGAGAUUGGGAACAUCAAGAUCUUGAAGAAGCUAUACUUGUACAGGAACGAGUUGAAUGGAACAAUACCAUGGGAAUUUGGUAAUCUUUCUUUAGCAAUCGAAAUUGAUUUAUCAGAGAACUGCUUGGUGGGAGAGAUUCCAACCGAAUUAAGUCAAAUAAAGGGUUUGCGCUUACUCUUCCUUUUCCAAAACCAGCUUACAGGUGUUAUACCAAACGAGCUUAGUAGCUUAAAGAACUUGACGAAGCUCGAUCUAUCAAUUAAUAACCUCACGGGUCCGAUUCCAUUUGGAUUUCAAUACCUACCUGAAAUGCUUCAAUUACAGCUUUUCGAAAACUCUCUCAGUGGUAGUAUUCCUCAAGGACUCGGACUUUACAGCAAACUUUGGGUAGUUGAUUUUUCAGACAACAAGCUAACGGGAAGAAUACCUCCUCAUAUUUGCCAGAAUGCUAAUUUGAUUUUGCUGAAUUUCGGGUCCAAUUUGCUGUAUGGAAAUAUUCCUGGUGGGGUCACAAAAUGCGCCUCCUUGGUGCAACUUCGUCUCGAUGGAAACAGGCUAACGGGGAGCUUUCCUUCUGAUUUGUGCAACUUGGUGAACCUGUCUGCUGUUGAGUUGGGUCAGAACAAGUUUAGUGGUCCCAUUCCUCCAGACAUCGGAAAUUGCCGAAAAUUGCAAAGGCUUGAUCUCGCAGGAAAUUACUUUGUGUCCGAGUUACCGAGGGAGAUAGGAAAUCUGUCCAAAUUGGUGACUUUUAACGUUUCGUCUAAUUUGCUCAGUGGACAAAUACCACCCGAAAUUCUUAGCUGCAAGUUGCUUCAACGGCUUGAUCUUAGCCACAACAGAUUUGUUGAUUCGAUACCAAGUGAGCUCGGAACCCUUUCGCAGAUGGAACUUCUCAUGCUUUCUGAAAAUAAUUUAUCUGGAAAUAUACCUGCAGCAUUGGGCAACCUCUCUCAUUUGACCGAGUUGCAGAUGGGUGGAAACUUGUUUUCUGGAGAAAUACCGUCAGAGUUGGGCACUCUUUCUGGGUUGCAGAUUGCGCUGAAUCUUAGUCAUAACAAUCUCUCUGGAAGAAUACCACCUCAGCUUGGGAAUCUUGUUUUGCUCGAAUUCCUCCUACUGAAUAACAAUCAUUUGAGUGGUGCAAUACCAAGUACGUUCGGUAAUCUAUCAAGUUUAUUGGGUUGUAACUUCUCGUACAAUGAUCUUUCUGGACCAUUGCCCGUUGCCCAAUUGUUUCAGAACAUGGCCAGGAGCAGCUUCAUUGGAAACAAAGGGCUCUGUGGAGGGCCUUUUGGGAAUUGCAUUGGGAACCCAUUUUUGAAUUCAAUUCCUCCACCUUUGAGAGGUUCAACCGCUCCUCGGGCUAAAAUCAUCACAGUAGUUUCAGCUGCUAUAGGUGGAGUUUCUCUUAUUCUAAUUGCAUUUGUCUUAUAUCUCAUGAGGCGUCCGAUUGAGGUAGUUGCUUCCUUCCAAGAAAAAGAGAUAUCUUCCUCUCCGGUUUCAGAUAUUUAUUUUCCUCCCAAGGAGGGUUUUACUUUCCACGACCUCCUUGAGGCCACAAACAAUUUUCAUGACAGUUAUGUUAUUGGGAGGGGAGCGGUUGGGACGGUUUACAAGGCGGUUAUGCAUUCGGGGCAAACAAUUGCUGUUAAGAGACUAGCAUCUAACAGAGAAGGGAACAACAACAUUGAAAACAGUUUUCGAGCUGAGAUUUUGACAAUGGGAAAUAUUAGGCAUCGUAACAUUGUAAAGCUUUAUGGGUUUUGUUAUCACCAGGGUUCGAAUUUGCUUCUUUAUGAGUACAUGGAAAGGGGUAGCUUGGGUGAAAUGCUUCACGGAGCAUCUUGUGGCUUGGACUGGCCAACACGGUUUAUGAUUGCUCUUGGGGCGGCCCAGGGCCUUGCUUACUUGCAUCAUGACUGCAAACCGAGGAUCAUUCACCGUGAUAUAAAGUCUAAUAAUAUUUUGCUUGAUGAGAACUGUGAAGCCCAUGUCGGUGAUUUUGGUUUGGCAAAGGUCAUUGACAUGCCUCAAGCCAAGUCAAUGUCUGCAAUUGCAGGAUCGUAUGGAUACAUUGCCCCUGAAUAUGCAUACACAAUGAAGGUUACCGAAAAAUGUGAUAUUUAUAGCUACGGAGUAGUUCUCUUGGAGUUGCUAACUGGAAGAACUCCUGUACAGCCACUAGAAAAUGGAGGCGAUCUUGUCACGUGGGUGAGGAUUUAUAUUCGAGAACAUUCGUUAUCAUCUGGGAUACUAGACAGUCGAUUAAAUUUGAUUGAUGGAAGUACCACCAUCAAUCACAUGCUUACUGUCUUAAAAAUUGCUUUAUUGUGCACGAGUUUAUCCCCUUUUGAUCGGCCAUCAAUGCGAGAAGUUGUGCUAAUGCUGAUUGAGUCUAGUGAGCGGGAAGCGAACUUUAUUUCGUCUCCUGUUUACGAUCAUCCUCCGAAAGAUGAUAUGCCUCUUAACUGUAUGUAACAGCAGUCUCUCGGUUUUCCAUUACUGAUAUAUUUUUUAGGACUCUGAUUAUUCCUUGGUAUCAUCGUUUGCCAUGAUUAAAUUAUAAAAUCAUAAUGUGCAUCUUCUUUUAUUUAAGCAAAAUAUCGUUACUUAUUUAGGUUUUCUAGUA
Camellia sinensis is the source of this 4160-nucleotide messenger RNA. RefSeq lists its product as uncharacterized. Gene Ontology annotation, molecular function: protein kinase activity; ATP binding; protein binding. The record is from RefSeq and is a predicted model, not a curated record. Lineage: Eukaryota; Viridiplantae; Streptophyta; Magnoliopsida; Ericales; Theaceae. Gene Ontology annotation, biological process: protein phosphorylation.